GGCGCAGCAUGGCACGAAGCUGACUACCAUCAUCUAUAAAUACCUCCUCCUUCUUCAUUACAGCCCCACUUCUUCCAACCAUACUCUCCCUCGCUCCACUCCCAAGCUAUCCGUGAAGAUGGCUUCCCAAGAACCCCUCGUUCGCUUCUACGACCUCAGUGGGCCCAAGUGCUGGUCACCAGCCUGCUGGCGCACUCGAUAUGCCAUCAACUACAAGCGCAUCCCCUAUGAGUGCGUAAAGCUCUCCUACCCAGCCAUCAAGCCCACCUGCCAGAAGCUCCUCUCCCCUACAUGGCCAGACGACGACUGCACGGUGCCUAUCAUCGAGAUCUUGCAGGCUCCCCACGUCGCUAAGAACGACAGCACUCCCAUCGCUGAGCUUCUCAACGAGAGAUUUACCGAACAAGAUGGUUACCCAGACCUAAAAUUGGUCGAAGAAACUAAGAAGCAUGCGAGGGACACAAAAUUGGCCAACAGAGCGGUCUAUUUUUGGAUUUGCUAUGAUGUGUACAAGAAUGCGUUGGAUCCGGAUGAUGGGUCGAAGGAGUUUUUCAAAAGAACGAGAGAGCUGGAUCACGGGCCUCUGGAGAAGUAUUUGGAGAAGAUGGGGGGUUCGGAGGAUGCGAUCUUUGAGGAACUUAAGGUGCAGUGGGUGUACUUGAAGGAGAGGAUGGCGAAGGAGGACGGAACUGGUGAACCUACCUAUGUUGACUUUUAUGAUGCGAGUCGCAUUAGGUGGGUUGAGGCAGCAAAUUCUGAGAAGGGGAAGAGAUUGAUGAACCUGUACGGAGAUGACACGUUUAUCAAGCUGAUGAACAAGGUCAAGCCCUAUGAGGGAGGUGAUGGAAGCCUGUAGAGUGCACAUGAGCUCCAAGAACAAGAAUGAGCGCAGAUAUUUUAAUUCCACUGUUUUUUUAUGGUACAUUGAAGUUUCUAGAAAAGAUCUCGUGCAGCAUAACAGCCACUCUUCAAGCUCUCACUGGAUAUUUUUCUUGCAUCCACUUAUCUACACUAACUCUUCAUCUUUACGUGUUGGCCCCAGCCUUCUUCGCAAAGACAGCCAGUAUUGGCGCAGGAUCACAGUACAACAAGUACUCCUUAAUCUUCCCCUCCUCAAACCUCACGACCUCACACUCCUUGAACCCUUCCACAACCUCCCCCGC
Hyaloscypha bicolor E is the source of this 1163-nucleotide messenger RNA. RefSeq lists its product as uncharacterized. Bases 119 to 856 code for a protein of 245 amino acids. The record is from RefSeq and is a predicted model, not a curated record. The transcript has 2 exons. Lineage: Eukaryota; Fungi; Ascomycota; Leotiomycetes; Helotiales; Hyaloscyphaceae.